GAGAGAGUAUUGAGGAGAGCCACUGAUUAAUUAAUUAAUGUCUCUCCCAUCCAUCAAAAGCCUUAAAUGCUUUCACUCUCCCUCUCUCUCUGUCUCUCUCCUAUCCAUCAAAGCCUUGACUUUGUGCUGCUCCACCAUGUAGCAUAUUUGAAAGUGAUAUGCAGAGGGCCCCUGAAUUUGUUUUCUUUGACCUCUCGCCAUCAAAAUCCUUGAACCCUUUCACACUCUCUCUCUCCUACUCAUCACCAAAACCCUUUACUUUGUGCAGUUCCAGUUUGUAGCAUUAUCUUCAUUAGAAAACGAUGUGCACAAGGUUCCUAUUUUUUAUUUUUUUUUCUUUUAACCUUUCUCUAUCUCUUAUCCUUUCCUGUUUUUGUUUAAUUAAAGUCAUUUUUUCUUGGUUUGCCUUUCUUAAUGUAUGAUUCUAGCUGGAGUUUAAAGGUAAGCAUCAAUAUAGAAAGACAAGGUGGUGCUUCUUGUUUUGUAUUUAAGCUUUUCUUAUUCUUCAUUGUCCUUUUGUUUUCAUCUUUGUCCUUAUAAAUUUCAUUCAACUGUCAUGAUUCCAUUCAUCGGUAAGGAAGAAGGUUUGAUCUAAGUUAAUUUGGUUGAAAUGUUUAGUUUGAUGAUUCUAGUCGUUAAUUUAGAGGAUCUUGCAGAUUAAAUCAGACAAAAAUGUUGAAAGAUUUGGCUUCAUGGUAUAUAUACAUAAGUUGUCAAAGUUACUGUCGAUCCCAAAAUUUAUCAUAUUGAUUUGUGAUUUGUGAAUAGGGUGAUAUCAAAUUCAUUUCAGGCCAUGAUCAUCUUUUGGUACAUCAGCACACCAUGAUGGAUCUAGGGUUUUGUGGCAUCUAUUCUCUUGAUCAGGAGUGAAAUAAGAGCAAGAAAAUAGGAACCCUGUUGAUUAUCCACAGCAAUAUUGCUAAGAUACACACACACACAUAUAUCUACACACGUUUUUAAGGUUUGGCAUAUCUAGAGAGCUCAAAUAAUCGUCAUGAUUCGUGAAGAUUAUGUUGUAGUCUAAAAUCAAGGCUUUAAUUUCUGGGGUGGCGCUAUACAUGACUUUAACAAUCAUAGAUUUUUCAUAGCUGAAUCAUGACUUUAUAUGAUUUGCUUAAUCAGGGGACUACCUUCCUCGGAAUAUCGACAUUGCAAGAACUUGAAGAACAGCAAGUCAUUCUAAUUUCUAUACAUAUGUCUUCUCCUCCUUUUAAUAAUCCCCAUUAUGAAGAUAACAGUUGCCCAUCCCUCCAUUAUGCUGAUUUAUGGUCACUUUUGCAAGAAAUUGACAUAUCGGUACCUGUUGAUGAUCAUAACUCUUUAGACCGGAUGGAUCCUAUAAUGUUCGAGCAAGAAAAUUCGGCCAUGGUGCAGUACUCCAGCCAAGAGAAAGGAUUGGUUGGAGACAACCCCAUUAAUCCUGUAGCGUUCGACCAAGAAAAUUCAACCAUGGUGCAGUCCAGCAAGGAGAAAGGACAGGUUGGAGGCAAAACCAAUUUGAAGACUGGUGAAAGAAACCGCAGAAUCAAACACUCACAAGCUAAGAAGACACUGCUGAAACACAUUGCAGAUCAACAAGGGUCAAGUGUGCUUAGGAAAGAAAACCAUAAUGCCAAGGAGAGAGUACGAAGGAUGCAGCUCAAUGCAUCUUACUUGGCUCUUCGUUCGUUGCUACCAGAUGCUCGAAGAUCAAAGAAGAGAUGGAGUUCACCGCGAAUAAUUGAUAGAGUUCUUGAGUACAUCCCUGAGCUGGAGAAUGAGAUAGAGAAUCUCACUCUCAAGAAGGAAAACAUGCUAUCCUCCCUCGCAAACGAGCAAACUCACCAGAAUCAGCCUUCAGACCUCCAAGUUCCCACGGUUUCAGUGACUGAAGUUAGAAAAGGUGAAGUAAUCGUGCAAAUAUGCAUGCAACGAGAACCAGGCAAUGUGCUCUCAAAUCUGAUGCAGAAUGUAGAGGGUGAAGGCAUGAGGAUCAUGAGUGCUUCAAGUCUUCAUGUUUGUGAUGAACGAGUCUGCUACCACCUGCAUAUUCAGGUAUGUAUUUUACAUAAUUUUAUGUGAAGUUUUCUCCUUUGUGUAGGUCUAGGGCAAAUUUUCCUGAACUGCAUCAAUCUUGUUUCCUUGUUUAGUCUAUGGUUAAUUCCUACUAUGAGAGCAGUACAAGUGAUCAUGCAAAUUUUAGUAAACAAGAAGGUCAUCAAGGAUAAGACAAGAAUAAGUUCUCCUUUUGCAGAGGAGAAUGAAGAGUAUGAUCUUUAAUGUAACAAGGUGAUGAUCACAUAGGCAUUGCUUUAAAACUUGAAAAAAUUGAAAGGAUGGAGAUGAUGAAUGGGAAAAUAUGGGUGUGCAUUAGGUCUAAAUCUUCAAUAAGUGUAAUUAGUAUACAUACAUCGGUAGUCUUAUUCCCUAAUAACUUAAGCUUUUAGCUAGGUGAAUAUAUCGGUAGCUUUUUAGUAGUUGGGAGUAUUAAAGUUAAAUUUUAUAUGAGAUAGCAUCUUCAAACCUCAGUGCUAUAAAACUUGAAAAUCUUAAAAAGAUGCAGAUGAUAAUUGGGACAAUAUGGGCAUGUAUUAGAUGUAGAACUCAAAUA
Vitis vinifera (wine grape) is the source of this 2590-nucleotide messenger RNA. RefSeq lists its product as uncharacterized. The record is from RefSeq and is a predicted model, not a curated record. Gene Ontology annotation, molecular function: protein dimerization activity; RNA polymerase II transcription regulatory region sequence-specific DNA binding; DNA-binding transcription factor activity, RNA polymerase II-specific. Bases 1096 to 2061 code for a protein of 321 amino acids. Lineage: Eukaryota; Viridiplantae; Streptophyta; Magnoliopsida; Vitales; Vitaceae. Gene Ontology annotation, cellular component: RNA polymerase II transcription regulator complex. The transcript has 2 exons. Gene Ontology annotation, biological process: regulation of transcription by RNA polymerase II.